This is a messenger RNA of Daldinia vernicosa, 1479 nucleotides long. Its product is annotated as glycosyltransferase family 32 protein. Gene Ontology annotation, cellular component: mannan polymerase complex. Gene Ontology annotation, molecular function: alpha-1,6-mannosyltransferase activity. Bases 253 to 1191 code for a protein of 312 amino acids. NCBI's taxonomy places the organism in Eukaryota, Fungi, Ascomycota, Sordariomycetes, Xylariales, Hypoxylaceae. The record is from RefSeq and is a predicted model, not a curated record. The transcript has 2 exons. Gene Ontology annotation, biological process: protein N-linked glycosylation.
GGCGCCGUGACAUUGUCACACUGUGUUUCAUAACGAUGAGAAAAAUCAAGGCCUAUUCCUAUUCCUAUUCCUAUUCUAUAUUUAACUUUCGAUGUCAGCUAUGCUACUAUAGGUGAUUUGUCGUUAGUGCAGUAAGCUUUCUUGGAUGUGUAGCUCUUGUCUUCCGUGGUUUUACUUCUUCAUAUUCCGACUAGUUACCUAGUCAUUCCGACAAGAAGAAUGACAAGAUAACUCGGCGUUCCGCAUUAAACAAUGUCUCGAAAAUAUUUGAUAAUUAUUGGCGCAACUAUUGUCUCAUGCCUUCUUCUAGCCUUCGGUUCUUCGUAUAGUUCUAUCGGCUCCAAUCCACCCAACUUGAAAUCGCCAGACAAUAUAAAGCCGCCAGCCGAGUCCCAACCUUCACUUCCCCCGGGUUUCCCCAAGAAGAUUUGGCAGAGCUGGAAAGAUGAUUCCGACGACCCGACUGACCGAACUGUUGGCUUUCCACACCAAUGGCGUGUCGUAAACCCUCAGCAUCGAUAUGAACGUAUCACCGACGCCAACGGCGAAACCUUCAUUGCAGACCGUCUCCCUUCGGCUAUUGCGGAUCUCUUUGCCAAUUUCACUGAUCCUAUCCUGAGGGCCGACUUCUUGCGGUAUUGUGUGAUGCUUGUCGAGGGUGGCGUAUGGGCUGAUAUUGAUGUCUUCCCUCACCGUCCUGUCUCUGAAUGGGUUCCUCGGCAAUACCUAGACAAGGCGAAUCUUGUAGUUGGAAUUGAGAACGAUCACCACAAAAGACCCAUUUGGCGAGGUUCUCCAUAUUCUGUUCAGCUCGCGCAAUAUACUAUCUUGGCGAAGCCUCACCACCCGGCUAUAGCUAAACUAGUGGAUCGAGUCAAAGGGAAUCUUGAGAAGUUAUUUCAAUCGAAGACGCCCGGAGGAACCGUCACCUUCGAGGAUGUUAUGGCAACAACGGGUCCUUUUGCAUUCACCGAGGUUCUAAUGGACUAUUUCACGAAUGCUACGGGUAUCAAGCACACUGGAGAUGAACUUGAUAGUCUCAAAGAGCCAAAGCUCAUUGGAGAUGUAUUGGUACUGCCUAAGGAUUCUUUCGGCUGGCUACCGCAAGACCAUUAUCUCGAAAAGGGGGAUCCUGGUAUUCUAGUUGAGCAUCUGUUUAUAGCAUCUUGGCGUGGAAGCCAUCCGGGUUGACGGCGUACAGAUCUGGGAUUACUCUUUAUGCCUCUCAUGGUGCACAAGUCAUUUUGGCUUCCAUGAUAAUGUGUAUAUACUUCAGGCAAGCUUCACCGCGGGUUCAUAGACCGCUUGACUAUCUAGGGAUUAUGCGAUGGUAUUCCGUACACAACAGGAUUUGUACUAUAGUGCGAAACUGGGUGGAAUCUAGGCUGCUGGGGACAGAUAUUCUCUGGGUGGCUCACGAUCGCGUAACAUUCGUGAAAUUAGAGGGGCUCGGCAAGAUAUGUCGGGGAGCACAUCAUG